Messenger RNA from Gossypium raimondii (Peruvian cotton), 3208 nucleotides. RefSeq lists its product as uncharacterized. Lineage: Eukaryota; Viridiplantae; Streptophyta; Magnoliopsida; Malvales; Malvaceae. The transcript is spliced from 4 exons. Gene Ontology annotation, biological process: mRNA alternative polyadenylation. The record is from RefSeq and is a predicted model, not a curated record. Gene Ontology annotation, cellular component: mRNA cleavage and polyadenylation specificity factor complex. Bases 362 to 2494 code for a protein of 710 amino acids. Gene Ontology annotation, molecular function: mRNA binding.
AAUCUCAUCAUCUUCGACGCCGUUUCUCCGCGAACCACCAGAAACAUCCAGUAUUGUUGUUGCUUGCUGAAAGGCCUUAAACAAAGGUGUGUUUUGAUUUCGGCAAGUUUGGGGGCUUUUCCUUUUCUUGUUGGAUUUGGAUUUACUGUGGGUUUUAGCUCUUAUUAAUCACCAUCUUCCUCUCUGUAUCUCCUGCAUAAUACCAUCGGCUUUCAGGAUUAGGGUUGGCGUCUUUCUCUCCCGUUUCUCUCACUUCAAUCCCCUGGGGGUUCUUUUUGUAAUUUCCAGGAAGCAGGAAAGCGCGAAGCUUUAAAAUUAGUUGAAAGGGAAUUUUAGAUUUUGGAAAUUGUGUGGGGAAAAUAUGGAUGAAGGGAAGGGAGUGGAUCAGAUGGAUCAGUUGGAUCAGUUUCAUAGAAACGAAGCAAUAUCAGCCGUUGCUGACGAGAGUUUUUUAGGUGAAGAAGACGAUGAUUAUGAAGACCUUUACAAUGAUGUUAAUGUUGGUGAAGGAUUUCUUCAAUCUUUAAGAAGAAACGAAGAUUUAGGGUUUAGAAACGAGGAAACUAAGAAUAGUUCAAAUAAUAAUAACGGUGGGAAAGUUGGUGGAUCACCAAUGGGUGCCCCAGAAUCUGGUGUUUCAAUUCCAGGGGUUGCAGGUGUUGGUGAAAGAGAGGAUUCUAGGGUUUCUUAUGAGAGUCAAGGGUUUAGGGCUGGUGGUGGUGAUGUCAAAGGACCUAGUGCGGGUUUUGGUGGUUGUGGUGGAGGUGGCCUUAGGGUUGAAUUAGCACAGGGGUCGAAUAAAUUGAAUGAGGUGGCUGCAGAGCAAAGUGGGAAUAAGAGUAUUAGUUUAGGUAGUGUAGGUGGUAUGGGACAUCAGGGACAUGGUGUAGGGAAUGUAGGGAGUGUUGAGAAUGAGGGUUUGGUCAGACAAGGAGUAGGAGGUCCAAGUGUGAAUGGCCCUGGUGGCAGUGUUGGUGGCGGUGGCAGUGUGGGUGGCGGUACUAUGGUUGGGAAUGGUGGUGGAAAUGUGGGUGUUGCUGGUGCUGGUGUUGGCCCUGGAGUUGGUGCAAGUGGUGGUGCAGGUGGUGGGACAAUAUUGUUUGUUGGAGAUUUGCAUUGGUGGACAACAGAUGCUGAACUGGAGUCUGAGUUGUGCAAGUAUGGACCUGUGAAGGAAGUGAAGUUUUUCGAUGAGAAAGCUAGUGGGAAGUCAAAAGGGUAUUGUCAGGUUGAGUUUUAUGAUCCAGCAGCAGCAACAGCUUGUAAGGAGGGAAUGAAUGGGCAUAUGUUUAAUGGAAGGCCUUGUGUUGUUGCCUUUGCAUCGCCGUUUACGGUUAAGAAAAUGGGAGAGGCUCAGUUAAAUAGGAAUCAGCAGAUGGCACAGUCUUCUCUUUCGCAAGGAAGGAGGGGCCCCAAUGAUGCUGGAGGUAAGACUGGUGCUGCUAAUAUUCAAACUGGUGGGAAUUAUCAAGGUGGGGAUAAUAAUAGAGGUUAUGGGAGAGGGAAUUGGGGGAGAGGAAAUACUCAGGGGAUGGGAAAUAGAGGGCCAGUUGGUCCUAUGAGGAAUAGGGCUGGUGGAAUGGGUGGUAGAGGUAUCAUGGGAAAUGGUGGAAAUGGAUUUGGGCAGGGCAUGGGUGCAACACCUCCUCUCAUGCACCCACAGUCGAUGAUGGGUCAAGGUUUCGAUCCUGCUUUUGGUGCACCCAUGGGAAGAAUGGGCGGUUAUGGAGGUUUUCCUGGUGCUCCAACGCCACCAUUUUCAGGGAUUUUACCUUCAUUUCCUCCUGUUGGAGGAGUUGGUUUGCCUGGAGUGGCUCCUCAUGUUAACCCUGCAUUUUUUGGAAGAGGUAUGCCUAUGAAUGGUAUGGGGAUGAUGCCCUCGAGUGGUGUAGAUGGACCUAAUAUGGGAAUGUGGUCAGAUCCUAGCAUGGGAGGAUGGGGUGGUGAUGAGCAUGGUGGUGGGAGAGCUGGAGAGUCAAGUUAUGGGGAGGAAGCUGCAUCCGACCAUCAAUAUGGUGAGGUUAGUCAUGAGAGAGGAGGUUGGCAAAACCCAUCUAAAGAAAAAGAUAGAGCUUCUGAAAGGGAGUGGUCUGGUUCAUCUGAAAGAAGGUACCGUGAUGAUAGGGAACCAGGAUAUGAUAGGGACAUACCUAGGGAGAAGGACAUGGGCCAUGGUCAUGAUUGGCCAGAAAGAAGGCACCGAGAUGAUAGAGACAUUGGUCGAGAACGUGAUAGGGAGCGCUCUAGAGAUCGUGACCGUGAUCGUGAUAGGGAACGUGAUCGAGAUAGGGAUAGGGAUCGAUAUAGGGAAGACAGAGACAGAUAUGCAGAUCAUCGUAGGUACAGGGACCGUGAGCCAGAGCAUGAUGAUGAUUGGGAUAGGGGACGGUCAUCACGGACUCACAGCAAGUCCCGGUUGUCACAAGAAGAUGAGCAUCGCUCAAGAUCUAGAGAUGCUGAUUAUGGGAAGAGGCCACGGCUUACCUCAGAGUGACUUAUCUGAGAUCUCUUAUAUCAGGAACUUCCUGUUAGAAAAUUCAAAAGGAAAAUAGAAAAGAUCCGUAACAGCAGAAACAUUGGGUUCAUUGUUCUCUUUUGCUGUCUCUCUUAACUGGUGGUAUGUGGUCAUCAAUUCAUAGCCAUUCUGAGUUCAAUGCCUGAAUUCGUCGGGUGCUUCUCUUACCUUGGAGUAUGGCAUCAAUUUUGCAUGCAAGAAAAGUACGGGUAUGGUGGAGAUGAAGAUGAAGAUCACAGGCUUGAAAUUUGAGAGAGACAGGAGGUGGUGUUUCCUUUUUUUUUUUUUUUUGGCUGGAUUAAUGUAGCAGUGGAACCAUGGUUUUAAGUAGUUAUAGCUUUUAAUUUGGAAUUAUGUUUUAGUUGAUUAACACUUUGAUGAUGAUGACUUAGAAAAAGUAGUUUGAAUUAUGAUGUAAUAAUAGGGAUUUAGCUGAGGAUGUUACUGCUGCUGGGUGAUCGGUGACUUGCAUUUUCUGUUGGCUGUUUUGUUGUAUUAUUUAUUUUUGUCCAUUAUUUUUAUUUUUAUUGUUAUUAUUUUUGGCUAGUUGUUAGAAUACAACUUGUUUAACCUUGCCAUCUUGUAAAAUAUGUAACCAUUGUAGUAGAGCCUUGGAAAUUGUACAAAAUGAAUGUUAUAAUUUUGGAUGUGUUCUUAUUUUUUACUAAUAAAAGUAAGUCAGUCUCGCCUUUA